Messenger RNA from Capsaspora owczarzaki ATCC 30864, 1040 nucleotides. Its product is annotated as testis enhanced transcript. Gene Ontology annotation, cellular component: membrane. Lineage: Eukaryota; Filasterea; Ministeriida; Capsasporidae. The record is from RefSeq and is a predicted model, not a curated record. The transcript has 3 exons. The coding region runs from base 124 to 831 and encodes 235 amino acids.
CUUGGCUGUGUUUUUGCUUGUCGGUCAUCACGAUCGCUCACCACUCUGCCUCCUUUUCCAGAAUCUGACGUGGCUGUUUUUCUGAGCUCAGUCUCUCUUUUUUUUUUUUAACACUCUUCUCCAAUGACUUCGCUGUUUGAUCGUCCGCUGCCUUUCGAGGCCUUUGGACAGUUCCACAACAUUGACGCCAAGGUCCAGUCGCACCUCAAGGGCGUCUAUGCCACGCUCGCUGCGUCCGUGCUCAUCGCCGCUCUCGGCGCAACGCUCGGCCAGCGCUUUGCGUUUGCCUUCGAGUACCCGUACCUCGUCUCGUUCGCCUGCCUUGGCUUUGUGCUGUGGCUGGCCAUGAACCCAGAGGGCUCGUCCACGUUUGGCACCCGCGCGGCCAUGUUUGGCGGAUACUCGUUCUUCCAGGGCGUCGCCUUGGCCCCGCUCGUCUGGUUGCUCGCCGAGAUUGACCCGAGCAUUGUCUCGACUGCCUUCCUCGGAUCCGUCGCCAUCUUUGCCUCGUUCUCACUGACCGCCCUCUAUGCCCAGCGCCGCGUCGAUCUCUGGCUCGGCGGUCUGCUCAGCUCGGGCUUGUCUGUGCUCUGCUGGACCAAUCUGCUCGCCUUCUUCUUCCCGAGCAUGUUCUUCUUUAACAUUCAGCUCUACCUGGGUCUGAUGGUCUUCUGCGGCUAUGUCAUCUUCGACACUCAAGUCAUCAUCUUCAAGGCCACUCGCGGCGACCGUGACGUGAUUAUGCAUUCGCUCGAGCUCUUCCUCGAUUUUGUCAACAUCUUUGUCCGCAUUGCCUCCAUCCUUGGCAAGGACAAGAAGAAGAAGAAGUAAAUACGCUUUGCUUUUUUUUUCCUCUGUGCCUCGUUUUGUUUCGGUUUUCCCCAGAUUGAUUGAGAGCUAGUCAUUCUCAUAUACCAUGUAAAGUCCAUCAAUUUGAUGAAUACAAAUAAAUACGUUUUGCAAAGCACCAUUGACACUGCGACACGAACAGCGUUGGGUGUACUUUGUCGCCAGAUUAGUCUCAUCUCGAACUCUCAUAU